Molecule: messenger RNA, 900 nt
Organism: Brassica oleracea var. oleracea
Lineage: Eukaryota; Viridiplantae; Streptophyta; Magnoliopsida; Brassicales; Brassicaceae
Product: glutathione S-transferase T3-like
Exons: 1
Coding region: 1-900 (299 amino acids)
Source: RefSeq, a predicted model, not a curated record
AUGGAUUCAACGAAUCCCUAUAGUAAGACAACGAAUUUUGUUGACCUGUUGAACAGUCAACAAAAUCCUGUCCUUCCUGAACCCUUUAAUUAUGGGAGUUUUUCAUCACAAGUCCCUCUGUUCAGUACUCAAUGUACUGAAACCUCAAGCUUCUGUGAAGACUCAGCUACAGGACGCAAAAAAAGAAAGAAAUGGACUCCCACAGAUGAUCUGGUGCUAAUUAGCACAUGGCUAAACACCAGCAAAGACCAUGUCGUCAGCAAUGAGCAGAAAGCCGGUACUUUCUGGAAACGCAUAGCAGCUUACUAUGCAGCUAGUCCAAAGAUGGUGAAAGGUGAAAAGCGAGAAGCCCUUCAAUGUAAGCAAAGGUGGCAAAAGCUGAACGAUCUUGUUUGCAAGUUCUGUGGCUCCUAUGAUGCUGCAACAAGACAGAGAACUAGUGGCCAGAGUGAAAAUGAUGUAGUCAAACUGGCACAUGAAAUCUUCUACAAUGACCAUAAGAAGAAGUUUAACCUUCACCACGCUUGGGAGGAACUGCGGCAUGACCAAAAGUGGUGCGAGCUUGCAACAAGUAAGAGGGAUGGAACCGCUAGGAAAAGAAAGUGUGAGGAUGGAGCACAAUCAGCCAGCUCCCAAGCAACUGUCGAUCUUGAUGAUCAAGCAAUGAAACGUCCUCCUGGUGUGAAGGCAGCGAAAGCAGCAUCUGGUAAGAGAAAUGUGGUAGAUCAGCAGGCUGCCUCUCAGUUUCAGACCAUGUGGUCUAUUAGAGAGAAAGACUUGGCUGUGAAAGAGAGACUCUCGAAGAUGGGUUUGCUAGAGAGGCUCAUUGCCAAAAAUGAACCACUAUCUGAAUUUGAAGAAGCGCUUAAGCAGAAGCUAAUAACAGAGAUGUUGGGUUAA